Gracilinanus agilis (Agile Gracile Mouse Opossum) is the source of this 1249-nucleotide messenger RNA. RefSeq names its product autophagy related 4A cysteine peptidase (gene ATG4A). The record is from RefSeq and is a predicted model, not a curated record. Lineage: Eukaryota; Metazoa; Chordata; Mammalia; Didelphimorphia; Didelphidae. Gene Ontology annotation, molecular function: protein-phosphatidylethanolamide deconjugating activity. The coding region runs from base 109 to 1065 and encodes 318 amino acids. The transcript is spliced from 11 exons.
AAAUCAAAGCUUUUGUCUGAUAUAAGUGCUCGUCUCUGGUUUACGUACCGAAGGAAAUUUUCACCAAUAGGAGGAACAGGUCCAUCAUCAGAUUCUGGCUGGGGGUGUAUGCUACGUUGUGGACAAAUGAUGCUGGCCCAGGCCCUCAUCUGCAAGCACCUGGGAAGGGACUGGUGUUGGGAGAUGCAACAAGAACAGCCUGAAGAAUAUCACCGAAUCUUACAGUGCUUCUUAGACAGGAAAGACUGCUGUUAUUCUAUCCAUCAAAUGGCACAAAUGGGCGUAGGAGAAGGAAAAUCGAUUGGUGAAUGGUUUGGACCAAAUACAGUUGCACAAGUGUUAAAAAAACUUGCUUUAUUUGAUGAAUGGAAUUCCUUGGCUGUUUAUGUCUCAAUGGAUAACACAGUGGUCAUCGAAGAUAUCAAAAAACUGUGCCACAUGUGCCCUUCCAACCUGACCCAUGACAGUUCUCCCAGUCCUGGGAAUGGCCUUGACCAGAGUACACAUCUUCCUGAGCCCAGCCCUGCCUGGAGGCCUCUUCUGCUUAUUAUACCCCUUCGCUUGGGCAUAAACCAAAUUAACCCUGUCUAUAUUGAUGCAUUUAAAGAGUGUUUUAAGAUGCCACAGUCUUUAGGUGCAUUAGGAGGAAAGCCAAAUAGCGCUUAUUAUUUCAUAGGAUUUUUGGGAAACGAGCUCAUCUACCUGGAUCCUCACACCACUCAAACUUUUGUGGACUCUGAGGAAGAUGGAACAGUGGAUGAUCAGAGUUUUCAUUGCCAGCAAUCCCCACAUCGAAUGCAGAUUCUGAACUUGGACCCUUCAGUUGCAUUGGGAUUCUUUUUCAAAGAAGAAGAAGAUUUUGAUAAUUGGUGUAGGCUCGUUCAAAAGGAGAUCCUAAAGCCACAGAGUUUACAGAUGUUUGAGCUGGUUCAGAAGCAUCCAGCCCAUUGGCCUCCAUUCAUACCUCCAACCAAACCAGAAGUGACGACUACAGGUGCAGAACUCAUUGAAUCCACCAAUAACCUGUCUGAACUGGAAGAAGACUUUGAGAUUUUGAGUAUGUGAAGUAGUGCCAUCCAGCCUGUGUCCACCACCUGGCACCACAUUGCUGAGAACCUUUCUAGCCAGAGUGCCUGAAUCACCAACAGCACAGAACUCAAUUUCAAUCCAAACUGAAUCAGUUACUCUUUUGCUAUGAGCUCUGUCCUUAGAGAGAGAGAGAGAAAUUGAGUGAGUGAGACAGAGAGAG